AUGGAAUACCGUCGCAAGAACGAUGAGCCCUCGUCCGCUCUCCAGCGCCUAGGUCGCUGGUUUCGCCUCAAGCAGUACCAGGUCGAGGUCACCUUUGCCGUCUACAUGUUCACACCCACCGAGAAGUUCGUCUUCUGGUCCGUCGUGUUCCUGCUCUUUUCCAUGACCACCAUUGCCGCCGCCCUGUACCUCCCUCAGCACAUCGCCUUCCUCAUCGGCCGUGCCUGGUUCUACGUCAACGGCAGAGACGGCAGCGCCGCCGCUUCCAAUGUCUUCGCCCACGUCAACAAGGACGCUCUGUCGCUCUCUGUCGCGUCGCUAGGGGAGGCCACCGCAAAGGCAGCAGCCGCAGCAACCAAGACCGUGGGGAGCACCUUUCGAGAGCUGUGA
Messenger RNA from Neoarthrinium moseri, 390 nucleotides. RefSeq lists its product as uncharacterized. The record is from RefSeq and is a predicted model, not a curated record. The transcript has a single exon. Bases 1 to 390 code for a protein of 129 amino acids. Lineage: Eukaryota; Fungi; Ascomycota; Sordariomycetes; Amphisphaeriales; Apiosporaceae.